AUGGAAAGACCAAAACAAAGUCAUUUUUCAGCACUGAAGCAGGUGUUAAGGUAUGUUAAAGGGUCUAUUGAUUAUGGUCUGCAAUACCGGAAGGGUGGUAAAGGAGAAUUAUUGGGUUAUAGCGAUAGUAGCCAGGGGUUAAAUGUCGAAGACGGAAGAGCAACCACAGGUAUUGUGUUUUAUUUCUCUAACAAUCUGAUCAAAUUGGCUUCACAGAAACAGCAAAUUGUAGCUUUGAGCUCUUGUGAAGCUGAAUUUAUGGCAGCAACAUCAGCUGCGUGCCAAGCCUUGUGGUUACGAAAUCUGAUUUGUGAUUUAACUCGUGAAAAGGCUCAACAAGUGAAAUUGUUGGUGGAUAAUGAGUCAGCUAUAGCCUUGAUGAGGAACCCUGUAUUUCACGGCCGAAGUAAACAUAUUGACACCAAAUAUCAUUUCAUACGGGAAUGUAUAGAGCGUGGCAAGAUUCAAGUGCAAUAUGUUAGUGGGGAGCUGCAGAAAGCUGAUAUCUUGACUAAAGCGCUGCCACGAAUAAAGUUUGGGGAAAUGAGAGCACUGAUUUGA
Molecule: messenger RNA, 561 nt
Organism: Helianthus annuus (common sunflower)
Lineage: Eukaryota; Viridiplantae; Streptophyta; Magnoliopsida; Asterales; Asteraceae
Product: secreted RxLR effector protein 161-like
Exons: 2
Coding region: 1-561 (186 amino acids)
Source: RefSeq, a predicted model, not a curated record